Glycine soja is the source of this 1686-nucleotide messenger RNA. Its product is annotated as calcium uniporter protein 3, mitochondrial-like. Gene Ontology annotation, molecular function: calcium channel activity; uniporter activity. Gene Ontology annotation, biological process: calcium import into the mitochondrion; mitochondrial calcium ion homeostasis. Gene Ontology annotation, cellular component: uniplex complex; mitochondrial inner membrane. Bases 265 to 885 code for a protein of 206 amino acids. The transcript has 2 exons. The record is from RefSeq and is a predicted model, not a curated record. Lineage: Eukaryota; Viridiplantae; Streptophyta; Magnoliopsida; Fabales; Fabaceae.
UUCUACUGGUAUAAAAAAAGGGAUUCUUUUUCUACUUUUGUAAAAACACCAAAAUAACAAAAAAAUAAUGGAAAAUAAAUAAAUAAAAAAUAGGACCUAUAUAUAUACACUCUGGGAAAACUUCUUCCCCUAGAUCUCAAGAGUGUUCUGGAUCCUGUUCCAUUGGACACACUAUACACUCUUUUUUUUUUUUCUAAAUCUCUCUCAAAUACAGAGAGAAGAAAAAUAAAAAAUAAAAAUAAAAAGACACUCAGAAACACAUCAAUGGUGCUUCAGAAACUGUUAUCAAAGCGUUUCUUUGACGGUGUCAAAAUGAGGCCGUUUGAACGCAGUGUCGUGUCGUCUCCAACUAUGCAACAACAAGUCAUCGCGCCUCCGAGCAUGCCGGGAGCGAGUUCGGCAGACGGAGGAUUUCUCCGGCGGUUUUUCCUCCUCCGGCAAGCGGUGUACCACUCCAGUCCGGCACGUUUCCCGGAUUUCCUGUCUCUCCCCGUCGGAGAGAAGCUCCGGGAGAAACUCAAAAGCAUCAACAACAUAGCCGGCAUAGGAGACUGUUGUGUUGCUCUCGCUCCGGCACCUAUGGCCAGCGAUGCGGUGUUUGGAAGUGGAAUGUCUGUCAGCCACGCGAGGAAGAUUUUGAGGGUGCCGCAAAUGGAGAAGGUGAAGGCAAAGCUGAGAAACGUUUCGGAGAGUUCGGUUCCGUACUCGGAGUUUUUGCGGAUCUGCGUUGAGACGUGUGAGAAUCAUGAGCAAGGGGCUAAGUUCGCAAAGAUCUUGGAUGAAUCCGGAAACGUCAUCGUUUUGGGGAAAGCAGUUUUUCUCCGGCCAGAGGAGGUGGCAAAAUCAAUAGAGCUUAAUCUAUCAAUCAAUAGCCAAUCCAAAUGACCCUAGAAGGAAGGAGCUAGAGCUGAUGGAGAAGCAAAAGUGGAUGAUUGAUGAAAAGGCCAAGGCCCAGGUCCGAGCUGAGCUUUAUUUUGGGCUGGGCUUCUUGACAGUCCAGACCCUCGGGUUCAUGAGGCUCACUUUCUGGGAACUAAGCUGGGAUGUGAUGGAGCCCAUAUGCUUCUUUGUUACCUCAUUCGGCUUCGCUCUUGCUUAUCUUUUCUUCCUCAAGACCUCCACAGAACCCACCUUUCAGGGCUUCUUCCAUCACCGGUUUAAGGCCAAGCAAGAGCGUCUCAUGAAGACACACAACUUUGACAUGAGUAGGUACAACGAGUUAUUUAAGGCAUGCUAUACAAAUUAUCAUGGUGGUGCCAAAUUUGAAUCUUCUUAUCCCUUCCACUACCCUGGGGAGACACAUCUAACUGAUCUAAGAGCCUUGCAUCGUUGAAGAAUUAUAUGUGUAUAAAUGACUAUUUAUUUAAGUAAGAGUAUUACUUUGUGAUCACCAUGGAGCCUAAUGCCCUUUAUCUAAACAAGAUGGAAAAAUAAACUGAACUACAUAACUAAAAUUUGAUUAUAAAGUUAUACAGACUGAGAUAUCUUUCCAUUAGUCUAGUAAAUGUAGAGAAAGAUGUAGAGAAGAUGGAUCAGUACUUUGUAGAUGUUCAGUUUUUUUUCUUCUUUCUUUUUGGGUCGAAAGAUGCAUGAUAUUCAAAGGCAAGAGGCAAAGGCUAGAAGGCAUUUUACCUCCAAAUGAAAAAAGCCUUGUCCAUUGUUGGACAUGGUGGCGCUUUGUACUUA